AUGGCCACCAACUCCAGCGAAACAAUCACCCUCAUUACAGGCGCAAACCGCGGCAUCGGCCUCGCGGCCGCCACCCGCCUCGCCCAAGAACACAACCACCACGUCAUCAUCGGGGCGCGGUCCGCCAGCGACGGCGCCGACACAGCCGCAACGCUGCAAGCAGCCGGCCACCGCGCCAGCAGCCUCGCGCUGGACCUGGACUCGGACGAGUCCAUCGCCGCCGCCGUCCAGGCCAUCGAGACGCAGUUCGGCCGCCUCGACGUCCUCGUCAACAACGCCGGCGUUCUCGCGGAGCCCGAGCCCGGCUUGUCCACCCGCGAGCGCUUCGCCCGCACCCUCGGCACCAACGUCACCGGCACCGCGUGCCUGACCGAGGCGCUGCUGCCGCUGCUGCGCAAGUCGCAAGCCCCGCAAGUCAUCUUCGUCUCCUCGACUCUGGGCUCGUUGGCCGAGAACGCCCGCAAAGAGAGCCCCGCGUACCAGUGGGACGUCAAGGCGUACGCUGCGAGCAAGGCCGCUGUUAAUAUGCUCGCGCUUAACUAUGCCCGCGUCCUGAUGAAUGCUGGCGUCCGCGUCAAUACUGUCUGUCCUGGCUUGGUCAAGACCAGGAUGAAUGGCUUUAACCCCGCGGCCGUGUCGACCGACGAGGGUGCCCAGCGUAUUGUUGAAUUGGCUACGAUGGGCGAGGAGGCGCCUACGGCUACGUUUUCGGAUAGGAGUGGGCCCGUGCCUUGGUAGAUGGGUUUUGGAGCGUAUGGG
Aplosporella prunicola CBS 121167 is the source of this 759-nucleotide messenger RNA. RefSeq lists its product as uncharacterized. Lineage: Eukaryota; Fungi; Ascomycota; Dothideomycetes; Botryosphaeriales; Aplosporellaceae. The transcript has a single exon. The record is from RefSeq and is a predicted model, not a curated record. Bases 1 to 738 code for a protein of 245 amino acids.